UAUUCCAGCACGUCAGCGAACGACAACGAUCCAGAACAGUCGCCCCUGCGAAUUUCCGUGGUACACAUUACUUCACAUAAUGAAGCAGGCAAAGCCAAAGUCCACACUUCAAACAAGGAUCCGGAACUAGUGUACCUUGGUAAUCGAACGUUUGUCAAGCUUGGAUACACGACAUCUAAUUUUCCUGCAGACCUCAACGAUAAUAUUGAUAUCGAGGAACAUGAAAAGCUAGCCUCUUCAGGAGAGCUAGGAAUUGUCAAAGCGAAAGGCACUGCGUGCCGGUGCGUAGACUUCGUGCCUCAUGACAAGAUGAUGAUGCACCGCACACAGAGCCUUGACUAUGGUGUCGUGUUGGAGGGUAAAGUGAUCAUGGUGCUAGACGAUGGGGCGGAGACUCAUGCUGCCUGGCGAUUUGGCGGUCCAGCGCGCUACCAUGCACGCCUGGAAGAAUGCAAGUGAAACCGAAUGGGCCAGAAUGCUUUUUGUGCUGCAAGAUUGUAAGCCUCUUGUUGUUGAAGGAGAAAGGUUCAAGGAGGAUCUCGGCGUGGGCUACGAUGCUUUUCCUAGCAGCGGCAACGACAGG
Molecule: messenger RNA, 583 nt
Organism: Exophiala aquamarina CBS 119918
Lineage: Eukaryota; Fungi; Ascomycota; Eurotiomycetes; Chaetothyriales; Herpotrichiellaceae
Exons: 1
Source: RefSeq, a predicted model, not a curated record